UGUAUCCUAGGAGCAAACUCUAACAAUUAAGAAAUAAUGGAAUAAUGCUUCAAGAUAGAAGAAAUAAAGAAUAAUACUUUUCUAGAUGAAAUUCACAGCGAUCGACAAGAAUCUGCACGCUUGCGAUUUGACAACAAUAAAUCGGGACAACUUGAACUUAACGAAGCAAGUUACAGUAAUACAUGCGAACCUAAACUCGGAUGCGAGUAUCGAAGUUUUGAGCAGCUCGAAUGGUGCCGAUAAUGUGCAUUUAAAUUCAAAACUAUUCGAUUUUGUGAUCAGUAAUCCGCCAUACGUGCCAACAAAGCAGAUCCCGGAACUGCAGCCUGAUCUAAGGAUUUAUCAGGAUCCCAGGGCACUGGAUGGCGGCGACGAUGGACUGAAGGUGAUCAAGUCGGUCUUAAAAUAUGCUGCCAAAGCAUUAAAACCUGGCGGACGUCUCUUCAUGGAGGUUCAUCCUACUCAUCCGGAACAUAUACAAUCUUUUACAAAUAACUAUCCCGAUUUAAAGCUCUAUCAUGAACAUUCAUACAAAGAUUCUUGUAAUAACGAUCGAAUCGUGGAAGUAGUGAAAGUUAUUUGAAAAAGCAAUUCUUGACUCUACAUUCGUUAUAUUACUUUGUAUAUAUGUUUUACAUAAUUAUUUUGUAAAAUUG
Molecule: messenger RNA, 656 nt
Organism: Temnothorax curvispinosus
Lineage: Eukaryota; Metazoa; Arthropoda; Insecta; Hymenoptera; Formicidae
Product: hemK methyltransferase family member 1-like
Exons: 2
Coding region: 86-583 (165 amino acids)
Biological process (GO): methylation
Cellular component (GO): mitochondrion
Molecular function (GO): methyltransferase activity; nucleic acid binding
Source: RefSeq, a predicted model, not a curated record